AUGCUACCCGUAUUUAUCAUUGCCUCCUUGGCAAUUUUGGCACUCAGCACCCUAAUAGGAGUAUUUACCAACACAUUAAUUAUUGCUGUGAACCUCAUUGAUAAGAUCAAGGGCAAACCUCUCAGUUCCUCAGAUCUUAUACUGGCCACACUUUGUACAUCCAAUGUGUUAUUUCAGUUCAUAAUGUUGAUUAAUGAUUAUAUGAGUUUCCUGUACAGUGACAUCUACUUCACAGAUGAGGUUUUUAUCACCUUCACAGUCCUACUCUUCCUCCCGAUCUACUCAAGCUUCUGGUUCACGGUUUGCCUCUCUGUUUACUACUGUUUGCAAAUUGUAAUAUUCACUCACCCCUUGCUAAUUAGACUAAAGAUGGGUCUUUCACGGAUGGUUCCAUGUCUCCUAGUAGCCUCUGUUUUCACCUCCCUAACUACUGGGCUUCCUUCAGCCUGGAACCUCUACAGAGUUGCCGAGGAUGUAAACAUGACAACCAACCACAGUAUAGAAAUUUCAUUUCUAAAAAUGAACAUUGUGUAUCUACUCCCCAGUAAUAUCAUAAGUUGUUCCCUUCCUCUACUUCUUGUGGCAAUAGCUGACGGGUUGAUCAUUAAGUCCCUUGUGACUCACAGGCAUGAUGCAAAUAGAAAUUCAAAGGGAGAGCUCAACAGUCAUGCAGAGGGCCGGAUAAGAGCUGCCAGGACAAUUAGCUGCCUCCUCUACCUGUACAUGUCUUUCUAUGUGUCUGAGAUACUUAUGUUUUUAGAUGCAUUUCCCCCCACUAGCCUGGCUUACUGUGCGUGUCUGAUGGUUAUCUAUAGCUAUUCUCCUGCACAGUCUAUUGUGCUGAUAUUUGGGAGCCCAAAAUUAAAGCAAGUUUCUCUGAGAUUGCUCCAAUGUACCGGGCUAUUCAGUAAAGAACCAUCAAAAACACCAGUGGUCCUUUCUAUCAAGCUUGAGAUUUGA
This is a messenger RNA of Pelobates cultripes (western spadefoot toad), 960 nucleotides long. NCBI's taxonomy places the organism in Eukaryota, Metazoa, Chordata, Amphibia, Anura, Pelobatidae. The record is from the annotation of a GenBank genome assembly.